AUGGAAAGGGCAAACUCCAAGUAUGAUGCCGUUGAGAUAACCGGUCCUUCUUUGGCCUUCCGGCCAGUAUCUGGCAACACUUGGUGGGCCGACUGGCUGGAUCAAAUUGCGGGCAAUGACACAAUCCCAGAACAAUACUCUUAUCAUCUGGAAGGCGAAUCCGGUGACUGGGACAAUGACCUUCAAAACACCAAUGCGACACUCCAGGCUCUUCUCAAAACGUACAACCUACCAAGCCGCCAAGUCAACAUCAACGAAUACGCGAAUUACGGAGAGCAAGUACCUGCAGGAGCCGCCUGGUGGAUUUCACGAUUAGAACGGUACGAUGCAUGGGGACUUCGUGGCAACUGGCUGAGCGGCUGGACAUUGCACGACCUCAUGGCCAAUCUUCUGACCAAGGUCUCAAAUCCUUCGGACUACAGCGCUACCGACUAUGCUGCAGCCCCGGAGUACCAAGUAUACAAGUACUACAACCUUAACAUGACAGGGCACCGAGUGAAGACUAGUGGUACCGGUGAUCGUCUAUUCGACGUGUAUGCGACCGUAGACUCGGACAAAGUACGCAUUCUUUCGGGGACUCGGAUCACAGCCGGCAAUUGGCAGAUUACCGUUGACAAGAUGAGCGCUGUCGGUCUACCUAAAGCGGGCUCGGUGAAUAUCCAGACUUGGGGCUUUGCAGGCACAUCGAUCUACGAGGAAGUGGAUGCCCCUAGUGAUCGAGGGGUGGUUACUCACACCUACACAGGGGAUACCUUGACGUUCCCUAUUUACCAGACUGAUGCUAGCACUGCAUGGGCAUUUGAAUUCAGUCGGUAG
Messenger RNA from Penicillium nucicola, 816 nucleotides. Its product is annotated as glycoside hydrolase family 39 protein. The record is from RefSeq and is a predicted model, not a curated record. Lineage: Eukaryota; Fungi; Ascomycota; Eurotiomycetes; Eurotiales; Aspergillaceae. The transcript has a single exon. The coding region runs from base 1 to 816 and encodes 271 amino acids.